Messenger RNA from Pundamilia nyererei, 2492 nucleotides. It is a transcript of the gene ednrba, whose product is annotated as endothelin receptor Ba. Lineage: Eukaryota; Metazoa; Chordata; Actinopteri; Cichliformes; Cichlidae. Bases 479 to 1738 code for a protein of 419 amino acids. The transcript has 9 exons. Gene Ontology annotation, cellular component: plasma membrane. Gene Ontology annotation, biological process: vasoconstriction; enteric nervous system development; endothelin receptor signaling pathway. The record is from RefSeq and is a predicted model, not a curated record. Gene Ontology annotation, molecular function: endothelin receptor activity.
CCCUGCAGACUCUUGAGUGUACACCCAGACUCAGCGCAGUACUGGAGAGGAGAGCACAAGUAGAACUGCUGACUGGAGCCACUGUAAGUUUUUUCAUUAACUUUGGCCCCAGUGACAGAGAGGACUGCUGCUGUUGGAGAUGACUGAACUGUCACUGUUGGAACAAUAUUCCUCUGCUUUAGGAAAUGUUCUCUGUUCUGAGAGCCUGAGAGUUACUGAGGAACUUUAAACUAAGAGACGCAGAUAUCGGAGAAUUCCCACUUCAGAGUUUGGGUAGGAAUUCUAAAAACAGCCUUGUAAUUGACCCCUGAACAUUUAGUACAAUGAUGCACAAACAUCCACGAGAAGUGAAACUAACCAAAAGGCAUUUUUGAAUCUAAGGGGACUUUGACAUCCUUCUACAUUAGAUACAAAGGAGCUCUAAAGAAGAUCAGCUGCAGGCCGUUUCUUGAAUAAAAGCCACAGUCAAAAUCAAAGGAUGAGGACUCAUCUCCUCUGCUUGGAGUUACUCGCUUUGGCAGUCCACAUACUUGUGGCCAGUGGACAGCUGGAGCCAAAGAAACAAGUGCCCCAGGAGCCUCUCACCGUUACCCAGAAACAAGGGCUCGUGGAACGAGAUGUGCAGGGUGCGGUGCGGCCCAACAGCACCAUGCCCCGCCGCCGCCUGCCACCCAUGUGCACCGGACCCACAGAAAUCCGAGACACUUUCAAGUACAUCAACACAGUGGUGUCCUGCCUGGUUUUCGUUGUCGGUAUUAUUGGGAAUUCCACUCUUCUGAGGAUCAUCUAUAAGAAUAAGUGUAUGCAUAACGGGCCAAAUAUACUGAUCGGCAGCCUGGCACUUGGAGACCUGCUACAUAUCAUCAUCGCCAUUCCCAUUAAUGUUUAUAAGCUCCUGGCGGAGGAUUGGCCAUUCGGGGUGACUCUGUGCAAGUUGGUGCCAUUUGUGCAGAAAUCCUCAGUGGGGAUUACAGUGCUGAGUCUGUGUGCGUUGAGUAUUGACAGGUAUCGUGCCGUGGCCUCAUGGAGCCGUAUCAAAGGGAUCGGAGUUCCAAAAUGGAUGGCUAUCGAGAUAGCGCUCAUCUGGAUAAUAUCCAUCAUCCUGGCUGUGCCAGAGGCGAUAGCCUUCGACAUGAUCACCAUGAACUACAAAGGAGAACAUUUGAGGAUCUGCUUGCUGCACCCCGUGCAGAAAACCGAAUUCAUGAGGUUUUAUAAAUCAGCAAAGGACUGGUGGCUGUUCAGUGUGUAUUUCUGCCUGCCGUUGGCCUGCACUGCCAUUUUCUACACCCUGAUGACCUGUGAGAUGCUGAGGAAGAAGAAUGGCAUGCAGAUUGCGCUCAGCGACCACUUAAAGCAGCGGAGGGAGGUGGCGAAGACAGUGUUUUGUCUGGUUUUAGUCUUUGCUCUGUGCUGGCUGCCUCUCCACCUCAGCCGUAUCCUGAAGCUCACCAUCUAUGAUGAAAAGGAUCCAAACCGGUGUGAAUUGCUCAGUUUCUUUUUGGUGUUGGACUACAUUGGCAUCAACAUGGCAUCUGUCAACUCCUGUAUCAACCCCAUCGCCCUCUACAUGGUCAGCAAGCGCUUCAAGAACUGCUUCAGGUCCUGUCUGUGCUCCUGGUGCGUAACGACAGAGAUGUUAAUGGACGAAAAGCAGUCGUGCAUGAAGCUUAAAGUCAGCGACCGAGGCUCCGAACAGAGCAACUCUCGCAUGACCAACAAGUCCUCGACAGCCUGAGGAGAGGCCCAGAAGUGAGAAACAACCAAAAAACAUCGAAGUAUGCCUGCGUAAAUGAGGACAGGGACCCAUUUGUUUUUAUCUACAGCAUAAUAUGAAAUGUCCUUAAACUCUUAAGAUCAAUUACAUACCGCCGGAAAUCAGCUCUCACUGCAACUCAAUCUAACCUGAAACUUUUAGCACUUAUCAUGGAGUGCCACACUCAUUCUGUCCAAGAAUGAAGUGUCAGCACGCCUCCAAAGCUGCACUCUUGGAUAGGAAGUAUCAAAUUUAUACAGGCAUGAAUAACAUUAAAAAUGGAGAACUGAACAGGAGCAAAGUUCAACUAUGUUGUGUAAAGUUGGGGGUUAAGGGUUGAUAAGCUAAGACAGCUUCCCAGGCUUGCAGCCUGGAUAGUGUAUGCAUUGUAGUGUAUUUGUUACAUACUUCAGCAUCUUGUAAAACAGCCAUUUGGGGAUUUUGCAUGUUUUUUCUGUAAAAAAAAUGAAUGUACAUGAGCAUUUUACAUGCUUUUGCAUACUUGUUAAUGCUUUGAAAUUUAUUUUCUUUGUGUAUUCUCACUAGCAACAAAACUACUGACGCUGUGUGACUUCAGCUGUGAUACCGUCAGCUAUUGUAUCAUAUUGUUCCAUACUUGGCCUGUUCCUGAGGCUUUUUGUCAUUAUAUUAGUGCCUGAUUAUCUUAAUUUGACUCCUUACCUUUAAUGUAGGGUUUCUUUUUUCAAUAAAUAUAACACAUAAAAUCAUGACUAUA